UGAAAUGAACCUGAAGGGGCCAGUCUGUUUCUGAACAAUUAGAAGAAUUAGUCCUGAUUGUCCAGCUUUGCCCUGGGUUCAGGCCUUGUGAUGGCAUCAGAACUGUAGCAAACUGACAGGAAUAUGGAGUAGAGGCAUUUGUUGGGAGUACCAGGCAUGUCAGAAGCAAAGUGGAGGGCUGAGUAGGUUUUGACAGGCCAAAUAAAGCAAAGCAAAAGCUAGCCCAAUUUUUAAGUGGCAAACUGACUAAGUAACUUGUAUGGGAUUGGUGAGGAAAGCAAAAGUAUUGGUUAGAUUUAUAAAGCUGUCCUGAGGGCUUCAGCUCCAACUUGAUAGCUGUGCUCAUACAGUACUCAUGUUCCUGGGUAACUAUGAUUCACAGAAUGACACCAAUUUUCCAGGAUCAUAAAACAAUAAAAUGUGUACUAACUGCACUGGCUGGGUUUGCAUAACACACAAAGCUGAAAUGUGGUUGGCUUUGCUUCUAGUGCUUCUUUCUUUUUCUUUCUUUCUUUCUUUCUUUCUUUCUUUCUUUCUUUCUUUCUUUCUUUCUUCCCUCUUUCCUUCCUUCCUUUCUUUUUUAUAGUGGCGAAUGAUAACCUGUUUUGGAUGGACAGGGUAGUUUAAACUCUUUUAAGAUUUAUAGAACAGAGCAAUUUUCUCCAGCUUAGUGCCAUCCUGUUAACAAGGGGCUACCUAAGGGAUUACAAUUCCCUUAGUUUUCCAGCAAUGUGGGGGGAGGGAGACUGGGAAGGAUGGGGAGUUGCAAUCACACAACUCAUCAAACCCGGCAAACACAAUCUCGUCCACUGUUGUGUGUCCCACUUUAAGCUGGGAUUUCUCCAAUCUCGGGGAAGGAUUUUUGCCUUCGAAAUCUUGGCCAGAGAAGCACGAACGAGACAUAAAAGUCCGAUUCUCUUUACUUCCAAAGUAAAUCCCACCGAAUUGCACGGGACAAUCACAGACUGCUUGUAACAUUUCGACUUCUGCGUAGGGACGGGAGAAUCGAAGCUGCCUUUAGAACAGCCGCGGUGUUCCGGCGAGGCGAGCUCGGAGGUGGAAGAGGCUGAACGUAACGAUUCCCCUCUUACCGCAACAGCGUCUCCUUCGCUGCCGGCUCCAAGUCGGCCGAAAGUUUUUUUUUUUUUUUUUUUUUUUUUUACGAAAGGCGCUGGAACUUCCUACUCAUCCGCCAAGCGGAGGCGGCGAUUCGGCGCCGUGUGCGUUUGCGCCCAUGACGCUUCGCGGGAGCGAGGCUGGCUUGAGCUCGAAAGCCCGAACAGUUCGAAUUCGAAGUCCGCGCGCCCCGUCGGCGAAGCGCUCGCGUGCGGACAGGCGGGCCGGCGGAAGCCUGGAACGCGCGCGGGCGUCUCCUUCAGGGUUGCCUGCCGCUCGCUCAGCUCGUUGCCUUCGCCUUUAAGCCAAGCCGGUUAAAAGAGCCUUGGCGAACCAAUGCUGGCGGAGCGCGUGAACGCCGCCCCAAUAAAACGCGAUAAUAUUUUGUUUUAAAAGGACGCUUGGGCGGUAAAACCACAGAAGCCAGGGGAGGGGAGGGACGGCGGGACCGCGAGAAACAAGGAGAAAAAAGCAACACCACCACAAAAUCUUCCUUACGGGGUGCCGAAGUUUGCUUACUCCGCCUGCGACACGCUUUUGAGUUCCCCACACUUUCGCUGGCCUGCGCCGCGGCUUCCUCCUCCUCCUCUCCCUUUUCCCUCCUGGCUCGCUCUUGCUCUCUCUCUUUCGCUGGCUCCCUUCCUACUUCUCUCUCCACCCCCUCCCCUUUCUCGCCCUUUCCCUCCAGAGGCGCCUGGACGCCUUGGGCUGAUAAGGAAGACAAGAAGCGGCGGCGGCAACCGAGGAGCGUGCGUUGUUGCAGCCGCCGCGCUAGAGAGGGUGGGGGAGAACCGGCCCGGGAGGGGCGCGGUUGGUGGAGCUGCAAAGAGCGAGCGAGCGCCACAAACCCAGUUCCAAGAGCGCAACUCCCAGUUAAUAAAAAGUUCCCGGCGGGGUCUGCUUGAGGCGGUUCCCCCCUCUCCCCGCUUCUCCCGGUUUGGUUUUGUUGUGUUUUUGACAGCUGGGCGCAGGCGACUUCUCGUUGGCUUUUUCGGCUUUGCCCAAGGGGGGAAAAGUUUCCCAUUCCUACUUCCCCACCUCCUCGCUUUCCUUUUCCCAGGACCAAUAACGAGCAGCUCUGAGGUACAGUAGCGGUGGGAGGAGGUUAAAAAAAAAAGAGAGCGAGAGAGACGGGGGGGGGGGAAGGGGAAAGCUCCGUGUUCUUUCAGUUUGGGACGACCUAGUCCCCCCCCUCCUUUCGCCCAACCUGUGGCAGGACUAAGAUUCAAAUUUCUCGCUUCUUGACCUCGAGGCGCUUUUUCUCACCUAUCGCAUCUCCCUCGCCACCCCAACCUCCACCAAGCCCCCCCCCCCGUCGCUGAAACUUUUGGGAUGCGAAGGCCUUGGAGUCUUCGCAUGCGUGUCUGUGUGUGUGUGUGUGUGUGUGUGUGCGUGAAAAUCACCUGGAGGGCUGUUGAGAGAGCCGGUUUGGAGUGAAGGGGGGGGGGAGGACAGUCCCAAGAAAAGCUGAAGGAAGGAAGAAAGGGAAGGGCCGGUGCAGGCGCUGCCGCUGAGAGGAGUUCCAGAGCCCAGGGGGUGCCCUUGACAAGCAGCAUGCAAAAAUGUCAGAAGAGGCAGAAGUGGAUGUGAGAGACAGAGACAUUCAGAGGCAAACAGAAGGAAAGAGGGCAAGAGGUUUGACUUUAAGAGACUCCUGCAGUGACAACUCCAUGCAGUUCGGAACAACGAGGACGGCAACCACCUCCGAGUCGGGUUUCAUGGGGACAUGGCAGAGCGCUGACACUAACCUCUUGUUCAGAAUGUCCCAGCAGGCAAUACGCUGCACAUUGGUAAAUUGCACAUGUGAAUGUUUCCAACCAGGGAAGAUAAACCUGAGAACCUGUGAUCAAUGUAAACAUGGCUGGGUGGCACACGCUUUGGACAAGCUUAGCACUCAGCAUCUGUACCAUCCAACUCAAGUGGAGAUUGUACAAUCCAAUGUUGUGUUCGACAUCAGCAGCUUGAUGCUAUACGGUACUCAGGCUGUGCCCGUGAGACUGAAGAUUCUGCUUGAUCGACUGUUCAGCGUCUUGAAACAGGAAGAAGUGCUGCACAUCCUUCAUGGCUUGGGCUGGACUCUUCGCGACUAUGUUCGGGGUUAUAUCCUUCAGGAUGCUGCAGGCAAAGUGCUGGACCGUUGGGCCAUCAUGUCCAGGGAAGAAGAGAUUAUUACCCUUCAGCAGUUUUUGAGGUUUGGAGAAACCAAAUCCAUUGUGGAGCUGAUGGCAAUUCAAGAAAAAGAAGGGCAGGCCGUUGCUGUUCCAUCUUCAAAGACAGACUCAGACAUAAGGACUUUUAUUGAAAGCAAUAAUCGAACCAGGAGCCCAAGUCUCCUUGCUCACUUGGAGAACAGCAACCCUUCCAGCAUUCAUCAUUUUGAAAACAUCCCAAACAGCCUAGCAUUCCUGCUACCAUUUCAAUACAUAAAUCCAGUCUCUGCCCCUCUAUUGGGCUUGCCGCCGAAUGGGCUCCUGCUGGAACAGCCAGCGCUGAGACUGCGUGAGCCAAGCCUUUCAGCUCAAAAUGAAUUUAAUGAAAGCAGUGAAUCUGAAGUUUCCCCAGCCCCUUUCAACAGCGAGCAGAACUCCAGCAGGAAUGCCUUGUCCAGCAUCACCAAUGUAGAGCCCAAAAGCGAGCCAACUUCAGUUUCCCCUGUCCAGACUUCGACCCCUGUCAAUGACUUAUCCAAACCCGAACACACAAAAAGCUCUUUCAGAAUUCACAGAAUGCGAAGGAUGGGAUCAGCCUCACGGAAAGGAAGAGUCUUUUGCAAUGCGUGUGGGAAAACCUUUUAUGACAAGGGGACCCUGAAGAUCCACUACAAUGCAGUCCACCUUAAGAUCAAACAUCGCUGUACGAUUGAAGGUUGCAACAUGGUCUUCAGCUCGCUUAGAAGUCGCAACCGCCACAGCGCUAACCCCAAUCCCCGACUUCAUAUGCCCAUGUUAAGAAACAAUCGAGACAAGGAUCUCAUCCGUGCUACAUCUGGUGCUGCUACUCCGGUUAUAGCAAGUACAAAGUCAAAUCUAACACUAACGAGUCCAGGACGACCUCCAAUGGGUUUUACCACUCCCCCAUUAGAUCCUGUGUUACAAAAUCCACUUCCUAGCCACCUCGUAUUUCCAGCUUUAAAAACUGUGCAGCCAGUUCCUCCUUUUUACAGAAGUUUACUUACGCCUGGGGAGAUGGUGAGUCCUCCAACAUCACUACCAACUAGUCCAUUGAUGCCAUUAACGGGCACAAUAGAACAAUCAUCUCUCCCUUCAGAAUCAACACUACCCAUCGGCAUCAUGCCCAGCCAAGAAGCAAGUGCUGACCUUGCCCCUAAGAAAAAGCCACGAAAGUCAAGCAUGCCGGUAAAAAUAGAGAAGGAAAUCAUUGACACAGCUGAUGAGUUUGAUUAUGAAGAUGAGGAAGUUAACGAUAACAGAAGUAUAACUAAUGAUGGUGGUCAUGACAAUCAUUGCCAUUCUCAGGAGGAGAUGAGCCCGGGGUUAUCUGUGAAGGACUUCUCAAAAAAUGGGCAAAGCAGGUGCAUUUCAAGGACAGAGCUAAGAAGGACAGACAGUAUGACAUCAGAAGAGCAUGAGAGGGACUAUGAAAAUGAGUCUGAAUCCUCAGAGCCAAAACUGUGUGAGGAAUCCAUGGAAGGGGAUGAACACAUGAUCCAUGAAAGAAGUAGCAAGUCUAUGAUGAACCAUGAAAGACCAGAUGAAAACCACAAUGAUCUUUCCCAUCCCAGUGAAAUUAAAGUCAAGGAAGAGUUUACAGACCCUACAUAUGAGAUGUUUUACAUGAGCCAAUACGGACUUUAUAAUGGAGGCAGUGCCAGCAUGGCUGCUCUCCAUGAAAGCUUCUCUUCAUCGUUCAGUUAUAACAGCCCUCAGAAAUUCUCUCCAGAAGGCGAUUUGUGCUCGAGUCCAGAUCCUAAGAUCUGCUAUGUGUGCAAGAAGAGUUUCAAGAGUUCCUACAGCGUGAAACUCCAUUAUAGGAAUGUUCACUUAAAAGAGAUGCAUGUCUGCACAGUGGCUGGUUGCAAUGCUGCCUUCCCCUCCCGAAGAAGCAGAGACAGACACAGUGCUAAUAUAAAUUUGCACCGUAAACUGUUGACCAAAGAACUGGAUGACAUGGGACUGGAUUCUUCUCAGCCCUCCCUUAGCAAGGACCUCCGUGAUGAAUUCUUGAUGAAGAUCUAUGGUGCUCCACCCCAUUUGGGUUUUGAUCUACGGGAAGACACCUCCUCCCCAGCAGGAACCGAGGACUCUCAUUUGAAUGGAUACGGACGGGGCAUGUCAGAAGAAUACAUGGUCUUAGAUCUGAGCACCACCUCCAGCAUCCAGUCGAGCAGCAGCAUCCAUUCUUCCAGAGAAUCGGAUGCAGGAAGCGACGAGGGCAUCCUUUUGGAUGAUGUGGAUGGGGUCAGCGACAGCGAGGAAUCAUCACACAAAACUGAGGCUGCAGCCUUAGGGGUCAGCUUGAGCACUGAAGUCCCGGGAUCCCUCAUGUUUAACAGCGUUUCCAUGAAUAACGGGGGGAUCAUGUGCAACAUUUGUCACAAAAUGUACAGCAACAAAGGGACUCUCAGGGUGCAUUACAAGACAGUACACUUGCGUGAAAUGCACAGGUGUAAAAUCCCUGGGUGCAAUAUGAUGUUUUCCUCGGUCCGCAGCCGAAAUCGGCACAGUCAGAACCCGAAUCUACAUAAAAACAUUCCCUUCACCUCACUAGAUUAGUUCCGAGAUGGACACGGUCAGUGCCAGCUCCAAAGUAAGAGCUUAUACUUCUUCAAAUUGCCAUUUACAGACUCUUCUAUAAAUAUAUAUAAAUAUAAAUAUAUAAAUAUAUAUCUUUUUUUCUUUUUUAAACAAAACAGAAAACAGACCGGGUGCUGUCCUUUCCCCCUCUUUUUUUCCCCCCUGAUUUUUGUUCCUUUGUUUUGUUAUGUUUUUGUUUUGUUUUUUUAAAAAACAUUAUGUGGGUUGGGAUAGCAUCUUUAACCUGAGAUAACAUUUCCACUGCUUAAAAAAAAAAACACAAACAAACUUACCUUUUAAAACUCCCUUUUGUUAUAAAAUUUGUGGUCAUCUCCAAAGAGACUUGUUUCUUCCAUCAAUGACUGUUGCCUGCAAUCUUAGAAAAGGAAAGGAAAAAAAAAAGAAAAAGAAGACAACCCCCCCUAAAAACGAAGCACUGCGAAGAUAUUAAAAUGAGAGAGAGA
Crotalus tigris (Tiger rattlesnake) is the source of this 6334-nucleotide messenger RNA. RefSeq names its product basonuclin 2 (gene BNC2). Lineage: Eukaryota; Metazoa; Chordata; Lepidosauria; Squamata; Viperidae. The transcript is spliced from 6 exons. The coding region runs from base 2679 to 5849 and encodes 1056 amino acids. The record is from RefSeq and is a predicted model, not a curated record. Gene Ontology annotation, cellular component: nucleus. Gene Ontology annotation, biological process: regulation of DNA-templated transcription.